AUGAGCAAGAAAGAGUUAAAGAGACCACAAAGUGUGGAUAAGAAGGUAAAUGAUACUGCUGAAACGGAGCCAUCUCCAACCAAGAUGCCGCCAUCACAGAAUGGUGUAAAAGAUGGAGACGAGAAGGAAAAGAAAAAGUAUAAUUUCUUAGUUAGAACCCUGUGGACAUUCGUAAUGAUUGCAGGUUUUUUUGCUACACUUGCUGCUGGUCAUUUCUGGUGUAUUAUUCUAAUCUUGGUAUGCCAAAUUACUACUUUUAAGGAGUGCAUAGCUGUUACUAGUGCCUCAGGAAGGAAGAGAAAUCUGCCUCUUAUCAAGACCUUAAACUGGUACUUUUUAUUCACCACCAUAUACUAUUUGGAGGGUAAAUCACUGUUCCGCUUUUUCCAAAGUUAUUUCCUCGAAUACAAAUUCUUAGCAACAGUGGCCGCCAAUCACAAAUUUAUCUGUUACUGUCUCUAUUUGCAAGGGUUUGUCAUGUUUGUGUGCAGUUUACGCAAGGGAUUUCUCAAGUGGCAAUUUGCUAGUCUCUGUGUUACACACAUGACUCUUUUACUGGUGGUUUUCCAAGCACAUUUAAUCAUUAAAAAUGUGAUUAACGGGUUGUUCUGGUUCCUGGUUCCAUGCGGAUUAGUUAUCAUUAACGAUAUCUCUGCCUACUUAUGUGGUAUCACGUUCGGUAAAACCAAACUGAUUGAAAUCUCACCAAAGAAAACUUUGGAAGGAUUUUUGGGAGCAUGGUUCUUUACAGCAGUUGCUAGUUUACUAUUGACUAGACUACUCUCACCUUACAUGUAUUUAACAUGCCCCGUUAAAGAUAUUCGCACGAAUUUCUUCACAUCCGUCAAUUGCGAAUUGAACCCAGUAUUCAUUCCACAGGAUUACAGACUACCACCAAUAAUAUUUGAAAAAUUUGGAAUUUCAGUGGUUACCUUGAAACCAAUUUAUUUCCAUGCCUUGAAUUUAGCAUCAUUUGCGUCUAUAUUUGCACCAUUCGGUGGAUUUUUCGCUUCAGGUUUAAAGAGAACUUUCCAAGUCAAAGAUUUCGGUCAUUCCAUCCCAGGUCAUGGUGGUAUUACUGACAGAGUCGACUGUCAAUUUCUCAUGGGAUCCUUUUCCAACUUGUACUAUGAAACUUUUAUUAGUGAACACAGAAUUACAGUCGAAACCAUUUUAUCUACCAUCCUCAUGAAUUUAAGUGAAAAACAGAUUCUAGAGCUAAUCAACACUCUGAAUCUGAUAUUCUUUAGGAAAAACCUGGUAAGUGCGAACAACUACGACGAUUUGAUCAACAUUUAUAAGUCUGCAGCGGAUGCGAUUUCCGAGAACUAA
Molecule: messenger RNA, 1332 nt
Organism: Zygosaccharomyces rouxii
Lineage: Eukaryota; Fungi; Ascomycota; Saccharomycetes; Saccharomycetales; Saccharomycetaceae
Gene: CDS1
Product: phosphatidate cytidylyltransferase
Exons: 1
Coding region: 1-1332 (443 amino acids)
Cellular component (GO): endoplasmic reticulum membrane
Molecular function (GO): phosphatidate cytidylyltransferase activity
Source: RefSeq, a predicted model, not a curated record